CCUCAGACUGCCUCACCCUGAUAACAUUAGUGGAGAAAGAACACACACACACACACACACACACACACACACACACACACACAGAGACACGCUCACAUCAAGGUGCAUCUGUUUACUGCUCAUUACCGAUUCUAAGCUCAAGGGAGACCAUCUUUAGUGAGCACCUCUGUCCAGCCAACCUUUCCACAUGGAGCUCAGAAAAUGCGUGUCUGGCAGACAGGGAGAGGAAGGAAGGGCUAGAGUGUUUGUUAAUGCGCGCCAUCUCUUGCAACAGGAGAGAGGAGCAUGGCCUUACCUUGGUGAGGAGCCACUGAGGUACCCUGUCAGAGAGCCUCCUCAAUACCAGGAGCCUCACAGGACAAUGGGAACCUAUCUUGACCCCCUGUCACCUGACUAUGGCCCACCCAGCCAUGCCCAGGGCCCUCCCUCCCCUUACAAUAGAACACCUCAACAUGACCCUCCCUCCCCUUCCAACAGAGCAACUCAACAUGACCCUCCCUCCCCGUACAAUAGAACACCUCAACAUGACCCUCUCUCCCCUUACAAUAGAGCUCUUCAUCAUGACCCUUCCUCCAUUUUCAACACAGCUCCUCAACAUGAGCCUCACUCUCCGUACAAUAGAGGUCCUCAAGACGACCCUCAUUCCCCUUAUAAUAGAGCUCCUCAACAUGACCCUCACUCCCCUUUUAAUAGAGCUCCUCAUCAUGAACUUCUUUCCCCUUACAAUGAAGCACCUGAACAUGGCCCUCACUCCCCGUACAAUAAACCUCAUCAUGACCCUCAUUCGCCUUAUAAUGAAGCACCUCAACAUGGCCUACACUCCCCUUACAAUGGUCCUUCCUCACCAUACUUCCCUGAGGACCCUGCCCUCCACCCUGGUCCUCCAUACUAUGACCAUGACCCUUCACAUGAAGACGGUGUCCACGCCCAGGACCCAGCACUCCAGCAUGAGACCGGGAACUUUUGGCAACCCCCAGCAUUGGAAUACUCCACUGAGGAGAGUGAAUUUGGGGAGCACGAGGAUGAAGAAGAUGAUAAUGAAGAGGAAGAGGACGAUGAGGAGUCAAGAAUAGUAAACGACUUGGAGGAAGCUUUGCAGGGGGUCAACAUUCAGCUGCCUCGCCUGGCCGUCACUGCCCCACCCUCUGUUUUGCCUCCCAAGGGACGAGGACUCUGUCGCUUGCCCAACCUUGGAAACACUUGUUACCUCAACGUUGUCCUGCAGUGCCUCUACCACACCCCCGGACUGCCCGCCCUCUUGGCCCAGGCGUGCAAGGGACUGGGUGAUGGAGGUAAAGGAAAGAAGAUAUUCGCUCACGCUCUCAACUCUCUCAUAACCAAGAUGGAUGACGUGAAAAAACUCAAGAAGGGAGAGCUGGCAUACUUCAAGGGCAUAUGUAGUCUGCAGGAUGAGCAGUUUGCCAGCGAGAAGCAGCAGGAAGCACAUGACCUGCUGGCCGGACUUCUGCUGUGGCUACACCAGGAUCUUGCAAGUCAGGAGGAUGUGGAUUGUGCGUGCACCAAGAGAUCAACGAAGAAGCGCUCUGCUGCUGCCAAGAACAAGAAAAAUCACUCAACUCCACAAGGCGCCACCAGUCACCCCCACCAUCACCAAAAGCAACUAGAAAAGAGACCACCAAAACAACCAUCACACCAAAAUGGUUACCAUUACCGAACACCAGCCAAUGAUAACUACCCCCCAAACUAUGAUAUUUACACUGGCAGUGACCAACGUAAUCAGCCGACCAACAACCGCUAUUACCACCAACAACAAUCACGUGAAGAGGAGCGCACAGAACUCCCAGACCAUCACCACAACCACCACCACCGCCGCCAGGGUAGCGCGGACCACACCCCCUCACCAGACCACCGCCAAAACAGCACCAAGGACCAGCAGGCACCCAAGAAAACGUUCAAAGCAUUACCACAGUUGAAGCUUGGACGAGAGGGCGAGGUGUGUGGGCGGUGUGGGGUGACUUAUCAGCGCCGGUCACUCAUCUCGGACUUGUUUGAGGGCAUCCAGCAGCAGGACAUCAUCUGUCCUAAGGAAGGGAUUAUCAUCAACACCACUUGGGAACGGUUCACCUCCCUCACCCUUCCUGUCAGCGGGUCUUCAGAAAUCACUCUUGAGGAGGCUCUGCAGCAGUACUUCAAGAUCAGCCUGUUCAUGUGGGACUGUGAUUACUGCCACUCAAGUCAUCCGUGUCACCAGCAAGUGCGCAUCUUGUGUGCCCCACCCAUUCUCAUCCUUCAUCUCAGCAGGUACACGGACAGACGUAACCCCAGGAAGCAGAGUGUAAUCUACCCCAUGAGUGGGCUGAGUUUGCACGACCAUUUGAAGGUCACCAAGGACAGGGUGAAGCAGUAUGACCUCUAUGGAGUGUGUAACCACCAUGGCACAAUGCAGCAGGGCCACUACACUGCCUGCUGCAGGGCCAACAGGAGCCAGGACAAGCUUGGUAACUGGUAUGAGUUUGAUGACGAGAAGCUCGGCAAGGUAACAAGCUUCAGGCACCCCCGGGAGGCACACAUCCUGUUCUACAACACCCAAAGCUUAGAGGCAAUGCACACCUAGACCCUCCAUUUGACAAACUGACUCAGGAACACCAAGUCAUUGUAUCCCAAUUUUUUUUUUUAAUCUAGAGUUAUUAAUAGUUGUUGUUUUAGAGUAAAGGAAGCAGGCCAAGGGCAAAGCAAAAUAAUGGCAAAAAUUUUGCACACUUCUAGAAAAAAGAAUUCAGAAUCUGAAAGCAGGAUCAGCUCUGGGUAGGGAGGCAUCAUGAUUCUCCCCUCCUAAAAGAGAAAACACACAUGAAGGACAACAGUUCCAGUGUUUACCAGUGACAGGAAUGAAAGAGUGAAGUACUGGCUGACUCUUCCGUUAGGAAGUUGGGCUGCUUAGGUGUGAGGUUUAGUAGACAGUCUAAGGAAGAACACCAAGUUGUUCUCCGCGCCAUAUGACCCCGCAGUUGCGGCGCCAAGAACUGUUCUCCUUAGUAAUCAUCAUCAUCACCAAGUUGUUCUGACAAAAAGUUUGCCAUUCCCUAAAGUAUUAAUUAAUAGAAGCAAGGUAGUGUAUCAAGUAAAGGUAGGUAUAGUUUAUAGAAGUUUAUAUUGUUUUACCACAUAAAAAUGUAUUAACUUUUUAGAAAAUAUUUUAUUUUCAAAGAGUAGAAUGAAAACUAUUCAAUAAAUUGAAUAUCUUGCAAUGUAAGUUCAUUAGUUUGAUAAAUCUGAUUCUUGUUAAUGUUUGUCAAGUGGAGUGCUUCUGUAGUGUUUGUGUUGGUGCAUGGCAGCAGCUCAAGUAGUAGUAAUAGUCGUAGAUAUAGUUAUUAUAAAACAAAAGAGUGAAGUAGAUAAUGUAGAUAAAGUUAUCCCUGUCAGCCAUGGCAAAAACAUGGCUGCCAAAGUUGUUAUUGGCAGAGCUGCAAAAAUUAUCCAAUACUGGUGGCGGAGUACAAGUAUUGUUGCAUUGUUAAAAGGUCACUCAAGUGAAAGCAAAAGUACACAUUGUAAGAAGUACUUGAAAGUCCAAAUAAGCAGUCUCAUAAAGUAUUCCAGCACUAAAUAUAAAGGUAAUCACAAUUAUUGAUAAAGAUCAUCAAACAAUGCACUGGGAAUGUUUGUUAUGAAACAACAAUAAAACAUUGAUGCCAUUCAGUGGCUAAGCACCUCAGCAGAAGGAGCAUUGGUGUCACUACGUGAUUAUGAAUACUUGUAUUGAGCUUGAUCAGUAAUGGCUUUUCAAAGUUAUGGUUGCUCAGCACUGUUUUCAGGACCAGUGGUUAGCCAACACGGCUGAACAGGUACUUACAGGCAGUAGAUGCAGCCAGUGUGUUGCACUAUAAAAAAAAAUAAUGACAGUUCAUUCAAAGCAGGAAACAUCUUUUGUACCUCCAUUUGUGACCUUUACAACAUUGCUCUCACCAUCAUUUUUUGUUGCAUCAAAUUAUAUAAAAUCUUUUGGGAAAUACGUUGUGUUCAUUACCUUCCUCAGUGUGUAAAUGUUUACCCAGGCCACAACAGUGUAAAGAGUAAAGAAACUUGCAUUUUGUAACAGUUAAAAGUACAAAUAUUUCUUAAUAAUAACUCAGUACAAGUAAAAGCACUCAACAUUUCAGUACUAUUAAAAUAUAAACAUAGAACAACUGUUCUUAGGUACACUACUUGAGAAAGGUAUUUUUUUUUUUACUUUACAACUUUGAUAUUUUGUAGGGAGAGAGAGUAAGAGCAAACUUGUGUGAAGUUGUUAUAGUAGGAUAUCAAUGUAUUAUUAUUAUUUAAUAUCACCACGAAUUAGGCAUACAAUUGUCAAUGGAAAAACCCACGACAGAUAGAUCACGCCACCUUAUAGGAAUGUCGUCCGUCAGUGUUUACCGUCUCAGUUUUGUAUACUUCGCACUCCGAUGGUGCGUGGAGGUCACCUUGACAUACGUGACCAAUUGUAACAAUUAUUUUCCAACCUGUAACUCGCCACUCCUUCACGAGAGUCCGACUGACACACAACGACAGUCGCUCUCGCUCCGUCGCUUCUUGUACAUAAAGGCUACCAAUAUAAUUCGCCUUAAGGAAGCUGAAGUCUUAAUCAACACCCUUUAAACGCCCCCCGACAAGCCC
Molecule: messenger RNA, 4617 nt
Organism: Eriocheir sinensis (Chinese mitten crab)
Lineage: Eukaryota; Metazoa; Arthropoda; Malacostraca; Decapoda; Varunidae
Product: ubiquitin carboxyl-terminal hydrolase 8-like
Exons: 12
Coding region: 188-2575 (795 amino acids)
Biological process (GO): protein deubiquitination
Molecular function (GO): cysteine-type deubiquitinase activity
Source: RefSeq, a predicted model, not a curated record